This is a messenger RNA of Hemicordylus capensis (graceful crag lizard), 2597 nucleotides long. RefSeq names its product four and a half LIM domains 3 (gene FHL3). Gene Ontology annotation, cellular component: stress fiber; nucleus; Z disc. The coding region runs from base 328 to 1434 and encodes 368 amino acids. The record is from RefSeq and is a predicted model, not a curated record. Gene Ontology annotation, biological process: actin cytoskeleton organization. The transcript is spliced from 6 exons. Lineage: Eukaryota; Metazoa; Chordata; Lepidosauria; Squamata; Cordylidae. Gene Ontology annotation, molecular function: actin binding; transcription coregulator activity.
CAGAGGCUCCUCGGGCUGCUUCAUAAGGGAAGCCGAGAGUGAUGGCGGCUGCUGCCCUGCAGCCAGGGGAGAACUGGCCUGCAUCUGCGGCUCCCUUCCCCGCUCCUUGGGGGCUUGGACACAAUCCGCCAGCACCGCGCCUGUGGUCUGCAAGCGGAGCAGGGCCUGGCCGCUGCGUGCUGGUGCCUGGCCGGGGCGGGGAGCUGCCCUCCCAGGGCGUCUGAAGCCCAGCCGUUCUGCUGCUGCCAGCUGGGCAGCCCGGGGGCUGUUCAGGGCUGCCUCUGGGCCCUGCCCUGGGGAGGAGGAGGGUGGGCCUGUCUGGCUUGGAUGGAGAGCUGCCACCGGGGCCCCAGUUGGAGCGGUGCCCCCGCAGCUGCCGAGGGACGAGGCUUCUUCCGCCGCUGCUGGCAAAGGGCUCCCGUUCCUCUGGCACGGAGAGGGGCUUGUCCCUGUGCCCAGGAAGCCGGGUGCUGCUGCUGCUGCUGCUGCUCUGUGAAAACAGCGGCUGGCUCUGGGGAGUGGGCCCCUGGGAUUGGGGUUUCCGGAGUAGGAGCAGCACCCCUCCCUUUCUCUCCCCACCAGGAGGCCGGCAACAUGACGGAGGGCUUUGACUGUGCCAGCUGCAAGGAGUCCCUCUACGGGCGCAAGUACAUCCAGGUGGACGAAGGCCCCUUCUGCAUCCCCUGCUACGACACCCACUUUGCCAACACCUGUGAGGAGUGCAAGGAGCCCAUCGGGCACGACUGCAGGGAGCUGUACUACGAGGACCACCACUACCACGAGGGCUGCUUCCGCUGCGUCCGCUGCGACCGCUCCCUGGCCGACGAGCCCUUCACCUGCCAGGGCGAGGAGCUGCUCUGCAACGACUGCUACUGCCGGGAGUUCUCCUCCCAGUGCGUGGCCUGCCAGCAGGUGGUCAUGCCAGGCUCCCGGAAGCUGGAGUACGGCGGGCAGACGUGGCACGAGCACUGCUUCCUCUGCAGCAGCUGCCAGCAGCCCAUCGGGGCCCGCUCCUUCAUCCCCGACCAGAAGGACUAUUACUGCGUCCCCUGCUACGAGAGCAAGUUUGCCCCCCGCUGCACCCGCUGCAAGAAGUCGCUGACCAAGGGGGGCGUCACCUACCGGGAUGAGCCCUGGCACAAGGAGUGCUUUGUCUGCACGGGCUGCCGGGCGCCCCUGGCUGGCCAGCAGUUCACCUCGCAGGACGACCAGCCCUACUGCCUCAAGUGCUUCGGGAGCCUCUAUGCCAAGAAGUGCAGCGCCUGCACCAAGCCCAUCACGGGCUUUGGAGGGGGCAAGUAUGUCUCCUUCGAAGACCGCCACUGGCACCACAACUGCUUCGUCUGCUCCCGCUGUGCUGCCUCGCUGGUGGGGAAGGGCUUCAUCCCUGAAAACGAGGAGGUCUUGUGCCGCGACUGUGCCAGCGACCUCUGAGGCCCCCGCCAGCCUCCUCUGCGUGCCAAAAUCCCCUCCUGCAGCCAGCGGGGCAGGGAGGCCGCCCUCUCCCCCGGCCCAGGGGCUGCCUCUGCUUCCUCGCAGCCUGGGCUCAACUUGGCCAAGACCCACCUCCGCCAGCCUGCUCCCCCCCCCACACCCAGCCCCAGGGCUUAGGGCCAUUCGGCUGCCCCACAUUUCCCUGGGACUUCUGUCCGGCUGUCCCCAGCAGCCGCGCUGUGGGGUGGGAGGCAACUCACCCCCCCACUCAGGGCCACAGACUACCCUGAGGGUCCAGGAAGGCACUUAGCAGGGAGAGCCCUCUUCUUCGUGCUCCCAGCCUGGGGGAGCGUGUGCAUCUGGGCCUCGGGGUGAGGGUGCCCGUGUCCAGCCUGGGGCUUGAGAGGGUGACCCAUUUGCUGGGGCAAGCAACUUCAAGCCCCCCCCCACCCCCACCUGCCCCAGCAAGAGUCUUUUCCUCCGGCUUGCCCUGUGGUUCAUUAACUAACUAGCAGUGACCCCCCCCCCUCUUGGGGUGGGGCAGGCCAAGAAAAAGGGACAGAACCCACAGCUGCCUCCGUUCUCCCCACACCCCUCCUCCCAUUACUAUGUAACAAAUGGUCCUGCUGGGAACCGGGAAGGGGCAGCAGCCCAGGGGAGGGGAGGCCGGAGGAGACCUCUGGAGACAGACUCCUCUCCAGGGCCCCAGUUGCUGCUGCUGCUGCUCUUUCCCCCAGGCAGGUGGGGAGCCAGCAGUGACAGGGCAGCCCCCCCCGCUAGUUCCACUCACUAGAGUCUUGCUAACUGCCCCAACCGGCCCCUCCUGGGCUUGUCCCCAAUGGGGAAAACUUCCCGGCGCUUCUAACCGGGGUUCUUUUCCACUUGGGUUUUCCCUUCUGUCCCUCCGCCCAGGGAGGGAGCGGGGAGCAAGGGAACGCCUCCCCCCUCCAGGAAGGUGGUGGUGGUGGUGUGUGUGUGUGUGUGUGUGUGCGCGCGCCCUGUUAACGAACCACGUAGCCAGCCUCUUGGAUGCUUGGCUGUGGGGGAGGCGAGUGUGUCUGUGUUUCUGGGGGAGGCGGGGACCUCCUCUGGCUCUGCCGACAUCUGCUCCGUGUGUGCCUCUUUCCCCCCUCUGACUUUGUAUAAUAAACCUUUUUAAUGGA